AAUUUUUCAAAAUGGCGGGAAGUUAGGAAAGUGUUUUGCUAAGCAGGUAAGGGACGUUACGUUAUUGUUUUGGAUUUUUUCAGCUCUUUUUGUAGCUGCCUUCUGUAGAUAAUGAGUUCAAUUUGGUUAAAAGGUGAAAAAAUGAACAAAAGUAUGUAGAGAAUUACAAGAAAAUGUUGAGGGGGAACACAAUUUUUUUCCGUUUGUCUGACGUCCGUGACUCGACGUGUACAUACACGGUUCAGGUUGUCUUCGCAACGUGUAAGCACCUGAGACGAUUGCCCAAAAAUUUUAUUGUAGUUAUUUGAGGAAGACACCUUGUUCUUUUUGCUGGUAGGAAAGUUAUCGCGCAAAGCCGUAUACCAAGUAGUGAUUUUUGUGUCUGAAAUUUACCAUUUUUUUGUCCGUCAAAAAUCGGUAAAACAAGUAAAAAUAAUUAAAAUUCUUUAAAAUAUUAGAUUUGCUGUGGAAUUGGAAAAUUUCACAUCGAAACUAUUUGUUAAGUUGUGCUCUUUCUAUUAUGAUUUUCAGAGGCAGAGUUUGUUACUUAUGUAAUUUUUAGCGGAGCUCUCGCGCGCGAAGCGCGCAGCGGAGCACCAUGGGUAAGAAAAUGUGGUAAACUACCCAUCCGAGAAAAUUUGGUAAUCACUUGACCGUACACCGACCGCCAUCCGUCCGCACCACAGGCAUAGCAAUGUAAAAUGACUCAAUCAACAGGUAUGGCAACCCAAAUGCAACUCGAGGUUAUUUUGAUGGGAAAUCGCAUAGCCACCCGCGUCUUGUAGAGCAGAAACAACUAAAGAGUCAAUAAAGAGGAAAUUGGAAAUUGUCUCUGUAUCCGUGUUUUCUAAAGUAUUACUCUUAGAUUAAUUGUCACGUCCACAAGUUUGGAAUAUAGAGCAAGAAAAACACAGAGAAAAAGAGAAAGUAGGCGUAGUGAAGCUCAACGAGAAAAAGGGCGACAGAGAUUUAGAGUGAGAGACAAAAAACAAAGGAGACAUUUUUUUGUUGGAAGAACAACAUGAAAAUUUUGUAACGGCGGUGACAAAAUGCUGCGACUGCCAGGCUUCUUUCAUUGGUGAAACCGGAGGAAACCUAAGUACGCGACUGACCGAACACAAACGCGCGAUGAGGAAUGGUGACGUCAACAAUCACAUUGCUGAGCACCAUUUAAAGAUGAUACAUCAAACUGACUGAGACUCUGCGACAUAUAUAACAUAUUCUACAGACUACUAUCAACGUCUUACUUUAGAAAGCUGGUUUACUAACUUAGAACAAACGCCACUGAAUCGUAGCCAACAGUUACCAGCGCCGUACAAGCGACUUAUUGACGAGAUCAAACAAAACUAACUACGAGAGAACAACUGGAGAACUGACAAUUUGACUAACAAUAGAUGACUCUUUAACUGUGACAAUAGACAGAUCGAAACACACCAAUCACUGAUUACGAGUCUUCAUAGCCAAUAACAUCACGGCUUAACUGACAGAUGACCAAUAACAUCGCGACAUAAUUGACCAAUCCGAUCAAUAACCAGAGUAUAAUACCAUCAACUGACGUGAUACAACGCACUUUGACCCUGAAGAUGACUACCGCACAGGUUGUCGAAACAUCAGUCACUGUGAACAACAACAGUCGUAUUCAGGACUACGUUCACCCAGACGAUCAAACUCAACCUUUUGAAAUGACUCCUGGGUUCAAACCUUUCACAAAAUGAGAAAUGCUAGCGGCCACCAAUGCAAGGUGAAAAUGAGCGGCAGUGAAAAAAAGUGAACGAAAAAAACGCGUAACUAAGAAGUUUCUGGAAGUUUCACGUUGUAGUCGUGCAAAACAACGGCAAAGAAGUGUACAAAAAAAGUGUGCUGCACGUGCAAAGUUGCUUUUUUGCUAAUUAGACCUAUUGUUGUUGUUCACCGUUCUCCGGCGUUGCCUUCGCCGCUUAGUAUUACAUGAUUUUAUAUUUUGUUUGAACAAACUAUAAAUAUUAUCGAGAGCUUUGCUUUUAGCCUUGGCUAAAUCUAUAUAUUAAAUGAUUUUUAAGUAAUAUAUGGUCUUGAGCCUGUCAAAACUGAUCUGAGAGCCUCCGAACCGACUCGGUCGCUGUACGCAUGAAAUAAAAAUCCAAUCACACUAAAAGUUAUUUUUCUAGAAAUAGUUUACCUAUACCUAUAUUCUGACAAGGUUUGGCGAUUUUCGAUUUUUUCAUGUUGCACACCCCAGGCGAUAUUUACGGACGGCCGCUCUUAAGCCCCAGUUACCUGUACCAGUAACUUGACACUCUACGGUUGCACUGCACAAGCAACACAUACCUGUAAUACCACAGUUUAAGUCAGCCCAGGACCACUCCACCAAGUUGUGUAUAGGGAUGCUCUGUGCAAAGGCCCUAUCUAACCCUUGUCCUUUUUGAUACGCACCACUUUUCUUAUAGCUCAAAAACAGUUCCAUCCAGUAGUUCAUGACAGUAGAUUUUCUAGCUGGCCAAGUACAAGGGUCCAGGCAAGUCAUCCUCUUAAAAAACAUAAACUAACACAAGCAGGAAGUGGCCCUGGGCAAGCAAAAUCUGAGGAGUGCUUACCCACAGUCUGGAAUUCUUGGAAUGGUGACCAUUUUGAAAAAAUUCCUUUAAGUCUAAGGUCUCAGUAUCAAAAAAUAACAUUUUUUGUUUCUAGGACGAUGAAUUGAAUACCUGCGUACUCGAGUUGAUAAUAGUAAAAUAAACUAACUGUGAAUGGAACAUGAUCAUCUGGAUGAUUAAGUUGCAAUGUUCAUUGGGCCUCUGUCAGUUAUGCCGUGGUAAUAGUAAUAAUAAUAAUAGUAAUAGUGUUAUUAUUAUUAUAAUCAUAACUAUACAAAAUUUGCAAAUCUGAUUGGCUAUCAACUGCCCUGAUUUCAGCCUUAAUAGGACAGUUUAACUGGACAGUACGCAUCAUGCCUGGAUAGUACGCGCCAUCACGCGUGCGCUUAAAUGGCUUUUUUUUUUCACUGCUAGCAAAAAUCUUGGAAUUUCUUGUGUUUUGAUUUUAAAAAGAGCUUUAUAUAUCCCAAAUUUUGUUAAAGUUAUGAUUAAUUGGUAACAGAACCUUGUGUCGUCCAAUUCGGUUUGUAAUCAUACUCGUGAUUAAACAAGUCGGACUCCCGCUAUGCAGUCAUCCAAUGUUGUUAAUCACUCGUAUGAUUACAGACCGAAUUGGACUCCACUCAGUCCUGUUACCAUUACUAAUCAUACUCGUGAUUAAACAAAUCGGACUCCCGCUACACGGUCAUCCAAUUUUGUUAAUCACUCGUAUGAUUACAAACCGAAUUGGACUCCACUCAGUCCUGUUACCAUUACUUAUUAUUAUAUUAUUAGGAAUGUUAUUAUUAUUAUUAUUAGAAAUGGUAACAGGACUGAGUGGAGUCCAAUUCGGUCUGUAAUCGUACGAGUGAUUAACAAAAUCGGACAACCGCAUAGCGGGAGUCCGAUUUGUUUAAUCAUGAGUAUGAUUACAGACUGAAUUGGACGACACUAAGUUCUGUUACCAAUAUUUAUUAAUCAUAACUUUAACAAAAUUUGUGAUUCAAUAGGCUAUUUUUUAAACCAAAACAGAAGAAAUUCGAAAUUUUUGUUUUGCUAGCAGGGAAGAAAAAAGCUAUUUAAGUGCGCGCGUGAUGGUGCGUACUGUCCAAUUACUUAGGCAUGACGCGUACUGUCCUAUUACACUGUCCAAUUAAGGCUGAAAUCAGGGCAGUUGAGAGCCAAUCAGAUUUGACAAUUUUAUUAUAGUUAUGAUUAUUAUUAUUAUUAUUGUUAUUAUGUAUCAGUGACCUAGAUCUCAAUGUAAAAGUUUUGCACUUUGACCAGAAAUUUCUAAUGAGGAAUUAUUCUUGAUCUUGCAGCAGUAUCCAUGUCUCAGAAACAGCAAGUCAUUCUAAACACUCCUGCCAGGAAGGUCUUUGCCAGUCAAUUGCACAAUGACAGCAUCCAUGUAGAUUCCAGCAAUCAAGUCUGGCUACAGGGUAUUGUAGUGCUAGUGUCUGCAGAUGGAAAUGAUCUGUUUCUUGAUGAUGGGACGGGUAUAAUCCAAGCUAAUGGAGUUACUAGAAUUGUGAAAGAUCUCUUCAUCCAGAAAGGUGAUUACAGCACUUUGUACUCACAAUACAUUUUCAAUAGUUCUUGUUAUUUUUAGUUUCUUGUACGCAAACUGGGCAAGCCAGCUUGUGUUUGAUAUUACAAUAUUUUCCUCAAUGACAAACUGUUUUCACAGUAGUGAGUUGCUUGGAGUGGAGAAAGUAAAAAAAUUAUGUCAGAGUCAAUCAGACUUAAAGUUCCUAAAGAAUUACCAAAUAUGGUACUUUUUGCAAAAUCAUCUUAUUAUUGAUUUAACUGGAAAAAACACUCUCUUGAAGUGGUUUAAAAAAAUUCCAGUAGGUAUUGGCAUCCUAUCUAAUGGUACACACUCAGUUAAAAUAAAAUAAUGCAAAGAAGAUCAUUGAAGUGAAAGAUGCAACUUAUGCAGUUGUGAAAAGAAUACUUUAAAAAUUUAGGUUUGCCGGGGUUUCUAACUUUGUCCCUCUUAGCUAGCAGUUGACUUGCUACAAGGCGACCUCAUGAAUUUCUUAGUGAGUGGAGCAAGCUUUUUAGGCAGCAAAGCAGCCAAGCAGCAAGCGAGGAAGUCAUGACAGGUCGACUUGUCUUGCUUGAGGUUUCCAUUUGCGUUUCGCGCCAAAAAUGGGCCAGGGGAGUGGCUUGACUGGCAUUUGGGGUUUUAGGUUGCAAUACAAAAACAAUCAAAAGUCUGCCAGCUGAACUUCUGUAUCUGGUACAUCCAGAUGCUACCGAAAACCCUGAGAAUUACAAAGCAGUUCUUUGCUUUUACUGAAGUGGUUAAUGAUGAAAAAAUUCUUUAAUGCUGGUCUAGUAAUGUUAACGUAUCCUUAACUUGUUACAAUGUAGCUCAAAACAUGAUAACAUUUCUUGACUUUGCUAUUAUCUGGUACUGUCUUUGUACAUUUCUCCCUGUCUUAAGUUAUUGACUUAUGUAUUAUUAUUAUUAUUAUUAUUAUUAUUAUUAUUAUCUGUUACAACCAAGAGUAUUAUUAUUACUGAACUACUCAGGUCGUUUAGUUUUUAUAUUCUGAGUACCUUUUUGCCUGAUUUAGUUAAUAUUUUAUUUUGUUCUUGUACACUUUUAUGUAGUAAAUACAGUGGUUGUUAUUGUUGAUUAAAUUAUUAAUUUUAAUUUUAUUUUAGGAAUGUAUGUCAUGGUUGCUGGUCAGCUGAGGUCAAGUGUUACGAUUACAGAGUGUCUGCCCAGCAUCAGAGUGUUAAAGAUUGCUGACCUAACCAAUAAUGCACACAGUGAGGCUUUGUGGUUAACAGAAGUUAUCCAUGCCCAGCUGAAGAGAAGUGCUCCAUGAACACUGUAUAAAUUUACAUAUUUAUAAACGUUAAUCCAUUUCUAUGUAUUUCUGCAUACACUGGGAGAGAGAAAGGUCUAUGGAGCUCACAAGAGACAUGGUUUCAAACAGAUUGGUGAAAACAUUUUCAUGAUUUUGUAGAGUUUCACAUGUCCACAGGACACUGAAUCCAGACUUUGUUAGCCUGCUGGGAGCAAACUCUCUAUUUUGGGAAUGUCAUGACAAGUCGCGUGGCUUGUUUCACUUGCUAGUAUUGAAAUGGUGGGCUUGCUCACAGGUGAAAAUCUACUUGUUGCCAUGAGGCAAAUGUCUGACCAACAUUGCAAUUCUAAACAAUGAUCAGUGAGACAAUGGACACAUAAUUAUUUUAAUCUAUUGACAUAUGGUGUCUCUUGAGAAAGAUGUCACUUUGUUGUGUCAUGAAAGUAGGACAGAGAAAACGCUCCAAGUCACCACUUAUGAUAGAAUAAAGUACAUUGUACUGUAGUAGUUUCAAAAAGAAACUGUGUCAGUGAAGGAACUAAACCCCAAAAUUUAGCUUUCAGCUGAGAUGAUAUAGUGAAUUUACCACCAUAAAGAGAUUGAAAAGCUGACGUUUCGAACAGUAGCUUUCGCACUGGGAUUCACUCUUUCGAAGGGCUAGCACUAGCUGUAGAAAGCUUUCUUGCAGACGAGAUUGCAGCAACUUACAGGUGCCACACCCGAGCCCACAUUACCUGCUUUAGCCUCUGCGGGGAGGCUAUACCUGCUUGUAAAACCCUACAAUUUCAAGAAAAUGGAAGAGACAGAUUACAG
Porites lobata is the source of this 6190-nucleotide messenger RNA. The record is from the annotation of a GenBank genome assembly. NCBI's taxonomy places the organism in Eukaryota, Metazoa, Cnidaria, Anthozoa, Scleractinia, Poritidae.